AUUCGAAAGGCUGGAGUAUUAGAGAAGAGGGGGAGAACUGAGAAGAGAAAAUGUCUCAGGGACCGGAGGCAGAGAAGAAGCCGACCCCAGCCGGGGAAGCUGGUCAGCACAUUAACCUUAAAGUCAAAGGACAGGAUGGUAAUGAAGUCUUCUUCAGGAUUAAAAGGAGCACUCAACUAAAGAAGCUAAUGAAUGCAUACUGUGACCGACAGUCUGUUGAAAUUACUUCAAUAGCUUUCCUGUUUGAUGGGCGACGUCUUCGAGCGGAUCAGACUCCAGAUGAACUAGAGAUGGAAGAUGGUGAUGAAAUUGAUGCAAUGCUUCAUCAAACUGGGGGAACUUAUAAUCAAUAUUUUACUUCUAGCUGAAGAUAACUCUGUAUCACUGUGUGGGCGAAGUUUACCUUAUUAUUGUUAUGCGUAGUGAAUUGCCUAGGAGUGGGUUGCUAUUUCAUUAAACAGGAUAUGGUUUGCUCAAAGUGGCCUGAGCUCUUUUGCCUUACGCUUAUGCCAAAUUUCUUUUGAACGUAGUAGGAAUCAACCUUUUGUUUUAUCAUCUACUACAACAAUCUUAUAAGGUGCAGGAUCUUUUGAAGUCCUCUUGUACAAUACCGUGUUCUGGGACUACCUUAGAGGUAGGGGUGGACUGUCUACAUGGACAUGGUCUUGGGACUGGCCGGUUUUCAAACUAGGACUGGAAAACUAGGUUUUGGGAUAUAAGUCAUAUAACUUAGAGCAUCAUCAAGGCAAAAGUGUUGAAAAUGCAUGUGUCUCGAGGGAUAUAAUUUAUCUCUUUUCUUUUCACAUGUUUAUUUUUGGUUACUUUUACUCGCAAUGUCAAAUGCUUAUGUCAAAUUGUCAAAAUCUAGAUAUUGUGUGAUAUUAUUAACAUAAUAUUAUCAACAGAAAGUAACAAAAAUAACUCACACUUGUAACAUCAAAGAGAGUAAUGCCAUUUAUUAAUUUU
Messenger RNA from Cuscuta epithymum, 966 nucleotides. NCBI's taxonomy places the organism in Eukaryota, Viridiplantae, Streptophyta, Magnoliopsida, Solanales, Convolvulaceae. The record is from the annotation of a GenBank genome assembly.